Messenger RNA from Cydia strobilella, 528 nucleotides. RefSeq lists its product as uncharacterized. Lineage: Eukaryota; Metazoa; Arthropoda; Insecta; Lepidoptera; Tortricidae. The record is from RefSeq and is a predicted model, not a curated record. The transcript is spliced from 2 exons. Gene Ontology annotation, molecular function: catalytic activity. The coding region runs from base 49 to 528 and encodes 159 amino acids.
GAAGCUUUUUGGCGAAAAUGGCCUGGACAUCGCCCUCAUACAAGAACCAUGGAUAAACACCAAGUCCAUGGCAACAGGACUCAACAGAGCAGGAAAGAGCUAUGCAGUGAAGAUAUAGUAGCUGCCUACGUCGAUCUCAAAGGGAGAGGAGCACUGAAGGUAAUAGUCUGCUCCGCCUACCUGCCCGGAGAGAAGCAAGACCCCACAGAAGAACUGACUAAAGUGCUAGAGUACGCUCAGGCACAAAAGGCGGAACUUAUUGUGGGUUGUGAUGCCAACGCCCACCACACCAUCUGGGGGAGCACUGGAAUCAACAAAAGGGGUGAGUUACUAUCCCAAUUUAUCUUUACCAAUUGUCUGCACUUGUUGAAUAAGGGCAACACGCCCACCUUCGUAACUAGAGCUAGGCAAGAAGUAUUAGAUAUAACCUUCGCUACUGAAAAGGCGGCAAGCUGCCUAGCCAACUGGCGUGUCAGCAGCGAAAAUUCAAUGUCGGACCACAGACAUAUUUUGUUCAGGACUCUCUAG